AUGAUGCAUUUUCAUUUCUCAGUCGCUGUUGCGCUUGCAACCCUGUUGAGAGUUGCGAACGCUCAGGCCGGGCCAAAUACACUUGCUGUCUACAACCCAGCCAACAGAACGACAUCUACCAACAGCACCUACUGCAUAAUUCCGGUCCCCAAAGCCAUCAUUGAGAAGAUCACCAAAGGCUACAAACCUCUCGAUGUGCCCACGGAUAUCCUUCCCGCUUUUCCCGCGGGCAUGCACCCUUUGAUCGUUGAGGGCGGCUACCAAAACGAUAUUCGCAUGACCGCGUUCAACCUGGCACCUCUUCAAAUCCCUUCUCUCAUGCAGGGUGCCAUCUUGGUUCCUUUCGCCGACGUGAGCAAGGACGGCAAAACGCCCUUCAACGUUCCAGUCAACUACUACAUUGGGGGCACCAACGGCAAUGAUCUAGCGGCGCUGGUGCCGGCUAUUGUUGGAGCCGUUCCACUAUUUGAGGGAACGGUGAUCGCGCCGGCGCAAAUGGUGCCCGAUACAGCUGCUGUACAGAGCUUGCCCGGUGGCCUGUACAGCUUUCAAGUAAAGCCGUUCAUUCUUCCAAACCCCGUCUCCGGCCCUGGAGUUGUCGGUGAGGCAUUCGAUCUCAUCUACUCGCUUACGUCUACGUCGCCGUACACAGCGCAUACCUUCCACUCGCUGCUCAACAACCCGCAGCUUCUGGACAAUGGGAUGUGCCAACGCCAGUCACUGUACUUUAACGAGACCUUUGCGGACCCAAAGAUGGCUGUCGGCAACAUCACACUGUACAACCAGCCGCUGCUGAAUACGCCGCCCAAGGAGAUUGCUGGAACGUACACAAACGUUUACUGCUACCAGGCCAAUGCAGAACUUGUUGCUUCAUACAUUGGCGAGACUUGUCCCAUCGCUGCCGCGAGAUCCAGUCCUUCUGCCAGGGAGUAG
Molecule: messenger RNA, 933 nt
Organism: Akanthomyces muscarius
Lineage: Eukaryota; Fungi; Ascomycota; Sordariomycetes; Hypocreales; Cordycipitaceae
Exons: 1
Coding region: 1-933 (310 amino acids)
Source: RefSeq, a predicted model, not a curated record